This is a messenger RNA of Cydia pomonella (codling moth), 5540 nucleotides long. RefSeq names its product trehalase-like (gene Treh-2). Gene Ontology annotation, biological process: trehalose catabolic process. The transcript has 15 exons. Bases 850 to 2766 code for a protein of 638 amino acids. The record is from RefSeq and is a predicted model, not a curated record. Lineage: Eukaryota; Metazoa; Arthropoda; Insecta; Lepidoptera; Tortricidae. Gene Ontology annotation, molecular function: alpha,alpha-trehalase activity.
CUCAGAAUCACGAACUCUUUCGAUCCCUGAUAGGGUAUAAAAAAACAAGAUUUCUAUUUUCAUUACAUUACAUUUUUUCAUAGAUUUUGUAUGACAGUAACGAGCGAUGGCGCCACAAACUUUAGCCGAUGCCCGGUAUAAAUAAUUAUCAAAGUGCAAUGGCGUUCUAAAAGUUUUAAUUACGUGUCGAAAGAUGGCGGUAAAUUUACUGUGGCUACAAAAUUUUCUUUGACAAUCCACCUCUAUUUCAAAUUGUCUUUGCUACUACUUGGAUUGCAAGAUUUGCAGGACAGUUAAGUACGACAGAAAAUAUCUGCCUCUUCUGUUUUGUUUAUCGAGAUUUAACUUCCUAAGCUGGCAACCCAAAGCCUGUCAAAUGAAAUGCGGCAAUAAAAUAAGCCGCAUAGCAACGCAACUUCGGUUCGGUCAGUCAUCAGCUGUUUGACAGAUUGAGCUUGCGAAGGAACGCAUUUUCGGAAUCUAAAUAAUUUUGCUGACAGAAAAUCAUUACAGAUUUACUGAAACGUGUUGAUAUUUCCUGACUUUACAGUGUAUCGAAAAAAAAAACAUUUCUGUGGUUCCAUUCAGUGAAUCAGUGCUGUGAAAACAAGAACGCACGAGAUCAAUUUAGAAUUUAGAAUUCGAAAUUUUUGCCAUAUCCCCAGACAUGCACGCCUAGACCACCAACCAAAAAUGACCAGUCCAUUCAGGAGGAAAUACACAACCAACAUAUUCCUAAACACAUAAACACUAGACUUCGCCAAAAACUCCAGUGAGAUAGUGUUAUAGUUCCUUUGAGUGAUAUUAGUGAUAGUGAAGUGCCAUUAGUGAUUAAUUAAUAAAGUAAAUAUGAAUUUGUUGUGGUUGGUGGUCGUGCUGGCCGCGGCGAGCGCGGACAGGCGUAGUCUACCCCCCACUUGUGAUAGUUUAAUAUACUGCCAUGGCCCGCUGCUGGACACGGUGCAGAUGGCCGGCCUCUACAACGACUCCAAGACCUUCGUGGACAUGAAAAUCAAGGUCUCCGCCAACAUCACCAUGGAACACUUCCAGGAGAUGAUGAACAAGACAGAUUCGCGGCCGACAAAAGCGGACAUCAUGGAGUUCGUUAUCCAGAACUUUGAUCCUGAGGGCUCGGAGUUCGAGAAGUGGAUCCCCCCGGACUGGCACGAUGAGCCUGCAUUCCUGAAGCUGAUCAAAGACCCUCAGCUCAUGGAGUGGGGGAGGGAACUGAAUCAGCUCUGGCUGCAGCUGGGUCGGAAGAUGAAGCAGGACGUCAAGGAGAACCAGGAUCUGUACUCCAUCAUCUACGUGGACCACCCUGUGAUAGUACCUGGCGGCAGGUUCCGCGAGUUCUACUACUGGGAUUCCUACUGGAUAAUCAAGGGUCUGCUGCUGUCAGAAAUGAGGUCUACGGCGAGAGGAAUGAUAUCCAACUUUCUGGAUAUUGUGGACCGGAUCGGGUUCAUACCUAAUGGCGGCAGAAUAUAUUAUGCUAUGAGAUCUCAACCCCCUCUCCUGAUCCCGAUGGUGCAGCUGGUGAUGCAGGACUCGUACGACGAGGACUUCCUCCGCCAGCACAUCCACACCAUGGACAAGGAGUUCGACUUCUGGAUGACCAACCACACUGUGGAGGUCGAGCAAAAGAACCACAAGUAUAAGUUAUUGCGAUAUAAUGACAUGUCGCAAGGACCGAGGCCCGAGAGCUACAAGGAAGACGUCGAUGUGGCCAGAAACCUGGACACCCUGGACAAGGAAGAGCUGUACGCGGAGCUGAAGGCGGCUGCCGAGUCAGGCUGGGACUUCUCAUCGCGCUGGUUUAUCCUCAAUGGAACUAACAAAGGCAACCUGACGAAUCUGAAAACGCGCUCCAUCAUCCCGGUGGACCUGAACGCGAUCAUGUGCUGGAACGCGCAGAUCAUGCACGACUUCUACACGAAUCUCGGCAAUGGUGACAAGGCGGAGUAUUACAAGAACGUGCAUGCCAGGCUUAUGGAGGCCAUUGAUAAGAUCCUUUGGCACGAAGACGUCGGCGUUUGGCUAGACUUCAACCUGGAGUCCGGUCGGCGAAGAGACUACUUCUACCCGUCCAAUGUCGCCCCGCUCUGGACCGGCAGCUACGACCGCGCGAGAAGUGAAUACUACGUUAACAGAGUCAUCAAUUAUCUAGAUAUUAGCAAGGUGGACAUCUACGAAGGCGGCAUACCCACAACGUUCGAGCACUCGGGCGAGCAGUGGGACUACCCCAACGCGUGGCCGCCGCUGCAGUACAUCGUGGUGGAGGGGCUGGCGGGCAGCGGGCAGGCCGCCGCCGCGCGCCUCGCGCACGAGAUGGCCACCAAGUGGGUGCGCUCCAACUUCGCUGUCUGGAAGCAGAAGACGGCCAUGUUGGAGAAGUACGACGCGACAGUUUUCGGAGGCUUCGGCGGCGGCGGCGAGUACGAGCUGCAGACCGGGUUCGGCUGGACGAACGGGGUCAUCAUGUCGCUGCUCACUAAAUAUGGAGACACGUUAUCGGCAUCGGACGCGUUCGGCACCGGCGACAGCACCGAGUCGGCGGCGGUCGCGGCGCACGUCGGCGCGGGCGGCGUGGCCACCGCGCUGCUGGUGGUGGCGGCCUCGCUGGCGGCGGGGACGCUAGGAAUCAUGAUGUACCGAAAGCGUCGAGAGUACCAACCACUGUCCACCAUCGGGGAAAACGUGAAGUUCCUGUCUCGGCCCUACACGGAGCUGCGCAGCAUGAACGGCGCCAAGACCAGACUACGAUGAUCUGUAUAGUAUCUAUAGACAAUAUUAUAACUCCAGGGGACUAGCCGAGAUAACCUUGUUCGGAGAACGCUAUCAUUUCCAGACAUUAUAUCUUAGCUAUUCUGCAUAAUAUUGGUACCUUGGCUAGACCCACGGAUAGGUUUAGGGCCCGUACAUUUCAUGCCGUUCACGCAAAAAUGACGUAAUUUAACAUACAGGAAGUUUUUUUUACAAUAUAACAAAUUUAGAUAACUAACCUAUUAACGCGUAGAAAAAUAAAUUCCUAUUACGUAAAAUACACUGUUUAUAAUCAAAAAUAUGUAUUAUUUAAUAAUCUAUUGUUGUUUAUUAAACUUACAGUCUAAGGGCCUGUUUCACAAUGUCAAACUAAAGUAUUGGAUAGCUAAUUAACAAAUAAAUGAACUGCCAGAUAAAACUACCUACAAAACUUAGUAUUUUAUCUACCAGUUAAGCUUAUUUGAAGAUUGUGAAACGCCAACGAUGACAUUAUUCGCCAAAUAAGUGGCAAGUAGCUUAUUCAGGUCAGGACUUUACUUGGAUCUUGGUCUCUAAAGUAUUACUUAGUUGAGUGACAAUUAGAUGAAAGUCAGACGUUUCUGUACUGAUUGGCAAGUAUGUAAUAUAUUAGUUAACUAAAGAGGUUGACAAAUGAUUAAUUAUUACGAAAAUACUAAUUGGAAUCAUACUCUAUGUAGUGUGACGUCAUUUUUUCGUCAACGGCAUGAAAUAUACGGGCCCUGGAUACGCCAAAAUUGAAGAUUGUACAAAUUGUACAGUUGCUCUUUAGUCGCGCCUAGAAAUGUGCACGUACUAACGAGCACCCGCUCACCGAAAGAGAGAGACAUGCUUAUAUUCGAGUGUGACAAAGAUGAAUGGUAUACGAAACUCAAGAAAAACCGAUUCAUUCGUAAUGAAAUAAAUUAUGGAAGUAUUUUUUGUGCUUCUUAUGGGUAUAACCUAUCUAAGCGUUUCUUUAAGAAAAUGCCACUUUCAUUUAUUUUGUAUUUUUUCAUAUUUUUUGUGUUAUUUCUCAGAAUCUCGAGCUCUUUCGAACCUAAUUGGAUAAAAAAUGUCCCAGAGUUUUUCCUAUUGUGUUACCAUUUCCUCAUAUAUUCUGUAUGGCGGUAACAAAAAGGAAAGUUUGAAAAAUGUAUGGAAAUUUUGAGACACUUUUUUUUCUCCUAGAAGGAUGUAAAGGACUCACGAUCCUAACUAGAAUUAACACAAAAAUGGCAGAAAAAAAGAAACUUUCAUCUAUAGAUAUUGAGACAUCAUUAUUGGCUUUUGGCAAAAAUUCAGAAAAGGACAUGAUUGUCAUAUUGACAUAUUACUCAGAUGACAUCGUAGUAAAAUAAAUAUACUAGAUCAACCAAAAAUCUAGACCGAUGACUUUGUGUCAUAUCUUCGAUAAGUUAAUAGUAGAAGAGGUAACUUUAAACGUAUUCUUCAAUCAAUACAUUUGGAUUGUAACUAGAGUCAAACCAAGAUGGCAGCGAGCUUAACAGCCCAGACGGUGCACGUGUUAUUUAUUUUAAACUUCUAUGAAAUUAUGACGUUUACUUGACACUCGCACCGCUAUCAAAAUCGCUGUCAACUUAUCUUGGUCCGACUCUAAAGGGUUAUUGAUUGAAUGCUUGAAUUGAAUCAAAUCGAUUAAAACUUCGAUUUAAUGUAAAAGUGUCUCCAGUGUAACAGACCAAUUGGAAUCUGCACCUGACCACAGAAUAAAUAAUAGUACUAUCGUACAAAACCGAAGAUUGACAGCGAUUCAGGGCCAAAUCAUGCUGUCCCUUUCUAAAGUAUGGCACUAUCCCUUUCGGCUGUUUAGGGUUGUCAAAAUUUAAGUCUUAGUAUCUGUUUUCGUGCACGCAAAGGGACGUCAAGUUGUGCCAACCCUAAUAAUUGCUCGGAGUAAUGUUGACCCGAACGGAGCCGAUAAUGCCCGACACGAGGAAUGUCGCCCCACUGACCGGACAUCACACCGAUAUUGGAAUCAUAUGUGUUAGCUGACAUUCGUAACGCGUCAGACUACUCAAAGCGAAAUGAACGCGCGAAUUGAUUCAAAUAUCUGUUUCAUGUCAGGUGCACUAUCGAAUUGGCCUGUAAACUAAAUUCAGUGAGCAAAACACAAAAAAAAAAAAUUACGUACAAAAGUCGAAACUGUUAACAAAUUUAGACGAAACUAGAAAAAACGUUGGAUAUUUAGAAAAUGGAGUCUGUAAAAUACCAGUUCUUCAAGUGCUGUGAAUGAUUUAAACCUUGUAUAUAUAGAUUUAAGUGCUAAUAUCCUUUAACAUGUACAAUGUAACCGUCUCAGUUUUAUUAUGUUUAAUUAUUUAAUAUUUCUCAGGUCUUUCUAAUUAUAUUUAUCGAAGCUCAAACUUGUUUAAAGCAAUAUUUUGUAUACUUUAUGUCAAUGAAGUUUUGAAAUCACGUUUUUAUUCAAGUAGUAUUUGCGUUUUAUUUUUUGGCGAUUUAAACAAGAAUAUGCCUACAUUUACUAAUUUUGACGACCUGUCUGGGCUAGUGGGUAGUGACUUUGCUUAUGAAGCCGAAAGUCCCGGGUUCAAAUCCUGGUAAUAGCGUUCCUGAGUCAUGGGUGUUUAUUAUGUAUUAUAUUUAGUCUAUGUAUUUAAUUAUUUAUAUAUUAUAUAUAUCGUUGUCUAAGUACCCUCGACACAAGCCUAAUUGAGCUUACUGUGGGACUUAGGCAAUAGUGCAAUAAUAUCCUAUAAUAUAUAUUUAUUUAUAUUAAAUGCAAUCCUAUUGAAUUU